This is a messenger RNA of Psilocybe cubensis, 6663 nucleotides long. RefSeq lists its product as uncharacterized. Bases 1 to 6663 code for a protein of 2220 amino acids. The record is from RefSeq and is a predicted model, not a curated record. Lineage: Eukaryota; Fungi; Basidiomycota; Agaricomycetes; Agaricales; Agrocybaceae. The transcript is spliced from 18 exons.
AUGUUGCCAGAGUCGCACCCACUCCGCAGGAUGGUGGAUUUCCUCCGACGAUAUGAGGACUUCACCUUUUUGAAUUACGAUGUUUCAUCAUCGAGCAUGCGAGCGGCCAUCAAGUAUAGGCAAAGCUUGGCUGCCCUUCAGAACAGCAUCGUAGAGACACCCUGCGUAACCUCGGCUACAUGGGAGCAGGCGGGUAGCUUAUUUGCAGCAUACCGUCUACUCGAUCUCGUAGCGUUGUGGCCAGCAGCCUUUGGACCAUCGUUGCCGGUGACCGUGCCCCUGAAUGAAAUACAGGCCAGCACAAGAACUAAGGAAAUAUUUUCACGGUUCAAGCUUGUAGAUGACUUGAAGGACUGGCCGGCAAUGCUCUGCUCUGCCAGGAAGCGCAUCCUCAGAGCCGACUCUAAGUCGCACAGAAACAUCAACACCCCUUCUAUCAGUGACACGCCGUCAUCCGCUUUCACCCAGGGCGGGCCCUCGGAAUCAACGCUAUUACUCUGUCUGGCGCGUAACCACUUCAAGGGUGUUGUGGGGAAAAUAAUCGGGAAUGUGUACUGUGCCUCGCUACACUACCAAAUCUUGUCAGGAAUGCGCGGUAUGAAGGACGAUGAACACGUUCUACCAGACAUUCCAACGGACACGGCUACUCUUGCAAAUCUCUAUGCAAGCGGCCAUCCUGAUGCUGCGUUGUUCCUCUCAGAGGUCACGCCAUCUCAUUUAAAAAUUCCUCUGCAUGUCGCCCUUUUCAUAUCCCCCAUCCUUCUUUUUGUGAAUAAAUCUUGGUAUUCUAAGAAAUGUGACCGGGAGCAGCUGCUUAAAGCCUCAAAAGCGCUCGGUAAUUGUCGCCCCCGUGUUCUGCGUGAAGUGGAGAUGGAAAUUUGGAAAAUCAUUGCAGCGCAAAAUUGCGACAUCCAGUCAGCCUUAUAUAAACUUGUUAUCUCAGACUGCUGGAUGGAAUGCGAGCGGGUAAUUGCACAAGAUCCCGCGUUUCACUUUUUCAUAUCGUCAACGAGCAGCGCCGAGGUUACAGCAAAUUCUAACCUAGCAAGGCGCAGCACUGAACCACACGCUCAACUUCAGACCGUUUCCCAUCAUGGUGAAAAAACCACCUGUGAAGGGUCCGACGCAGACGCGGAGGGUGACGAUGAUCACGAAGUGGACACGACGGAAAUGGUCAGCAUGGGUCAACGGGAGAACGGGGACAAUACGGUCCCUACCUCAAAUAUACAGCCUCCGGAAGACACGUCUUCAGUGGCUGGCAAGGAUGUCAGCAUGGGUCAACAGGAGAACGGGGACAAUACGGUCCCUACCUCAGAUAUACAGCCUCCGGAAGACACAUCUUCGGUGGCUGGCAAGGAUGUGCCCACGGACGAGCAACCUGGUUUGCCGCGGAGUGAUGAUAUUGGAUCUGGUCUACUUCAGACUGAGAAUACUGGGCCCUCAACUGCAGGGGAUUGUGAGAUGAACGUCGAUCCGGAGCAAGCUGAUGUCGACCAUCAAAUGGAGGAUGGUCCACAUACCAAUGGUCCAGAAAAUUUGGGAGACGGCGGGGCUGGACAAGGAGCUGAAGGGUCUUCUGACGAGGCAAAUCGUAUGUCGGAAGUUCACGAGGGCGAAAAGCAGGGGCAAGACGGAGAACGACCCGACGAGGAGAACCGAAUGUCAGAAGAUGGUGAGGAGGAAAGGCCAGACGACAGUUCGUCGGACAAUGAGACCGAGAAGCAGGGGCAAGGGGAUGUUCCACCAGUCCAGGAGGACAGAAUGUCGGUCGAUGGAGAGGGGGUAGGCCCAGAGCAAAACAAUGAUUCCUCAGACAUGGAGAGGAAUACAUUGGAAGACAGCCAAGGCGAAAAGGAGGGGGAGAACGCACCUCCUGCUCCUCUUAUUUUGAGGAUUCCUCCUGUUUCCCAGAUAAACAGGAGCAAAAACACCACGGCUGACUCCUCUCAGAAAGGGAAAGGGAAGGGCCGGCAGGGCCUUUCCAAGCGGCCUCCCAAACGCAAGCCGACGCAGGCUACCGACACAUUUGAUUCGGACGACGACCUGUGUAUUGAUGUCGAUCUGUACGACAGCAACACCACCCUUGAUGUCGUCAGCACUCCGGAGAAGGUGUAUGGCACCAAAGUUUGGUCCACCUACAACGGUCGUGGCCAACUUAAAAGUUUCUGCGUUGUUGCCCAUAGUCAAGCCGACGUGGAUCGUGUUGAAAGGGUUCUGGAAUUGGUCGAGAGUGACUACGUCGAUGGAGUUCCAUUGCACAUAGCACGUCCCGAAGAAUCAUGUUUUGCGGUAUUUGACCGCAGCACCACGAAAUCCAUGUAUCUGAUGGAGUCUUUCUCUGAAAGGAACGUCGUCCUUAUGUCUCCUUCUCAAGAGGAGUCUAUUUCAACUUGCUCCGACGAGUUCUACAGCCAGGUACGUCGCCAUAUGGGUGAUAUGACGAGCACCAGGUCAAUCCAAGAUAUGUCGACCAUGUCGUCUAACCCCAUCGAGAGGAUUAAGCGUGGGUCCCUCUCUCAGGUCAUGGAAGCAGCGAGGAUGAAAGGCAAAAGAGGAAAGAUCCUCAAUGCCCUCGACAUCCCUUUACCUCAUGCAGGCGCUCACUCUUUUGACUUGAGUACUGAGGCGGCUGCUCUUCGGGCUACAUCUGGUAGCUGGAAGUAUAGUACCCCCGUCCCAUUUGGUGAUAUGUCAUGGGGACUCGUAGCUACAGAGGGGGCAUUUUCAGAUAUCCAUAUCGAUGCCAAUGGUUUCUGUUCCUUCAUCCAACCUCUUCAUGGACUGAAGCUGUGGAUUAUCAUGUAUCCCAGACGGUUGGAUGUUGACCUUUCUUCUGACCGCCGUGUAUUUCUGGGAGACAAGCUGGAUUACGGGGAAACGCACCACCAAGACUGGAUUUACGAGGCGAUUGUUCUCGAUAACCAGUCAGAACUCUUCAUGAGACCGAAUACUCUACAUAUGGCGUAUUCUAUCUCCUCAGUGGUUUGCCGUGGCGGACAUUUUUACUCCUCCACUUCCUUCGAAGAAACCCUGACAGGAAUCAUUCACUGUUUUACCGCUGGAUACAGGGCAACGAAUACGAAUCAUUCAACGUCCCGAUUUUUCCUGCAGCAAACCAUACAUUGGUUCUACAAGGUUUUGGUUGAAGGUGACAGCGACCCAGAAGAUUUUUAUGAAAUGUACCAUGUCCCAUUCUACAGUACGCAGUCCGGAUACUCGAGCUUGAUAGCUCUGUGCGUGUGCAUGAUCUUGGCAAAUGCGCUCGACUACGAGACCUAUCGAAAUCCCGAUCAGAUGUUCUCCACCAAGACUUCGGCACAGUUAGACGCAUGGAUGCGGUGGGAUACCAACAGCCUGAGCGACGAAGAGCGCAAGGCGUGCAUCUUUGCCCGUGGCGAAGCCUUGGCUAUUCUAGAGUGGCUAUGUCAUCGCACGAAGUCCAUCCACUACAUGAUUGAGACGGACAAAAACAAGGAUGCACAAAAUAUCAUGGCGACAGAAAAGUUCCAUGAAAUGAUACUUUGCCGCUAUGCCCGUAUGAUUCUAGCCUACGACGCAGAAGCCAAACAUAACAACAUUGGUGGUGCCCCUUGCUGUACCGACACCAGUUUGCUUUUUGUCCAGCUUCAGGGCGUCUGCAGCGGAGAAUUGAACAAGGUUAUAUGUCGCAGUAUCGACCAGCUUCCUCGUUCCUCGGUCCCAAAGAUGCUCAAGUUACCCGUAAUCACUCUCAUUGACUGUGAUGCCUGUGCGGAUUCCUCAACGCAAUUGAGAACUCCCAAGGAGAUUCUGGAACUUGGUACGAGUGUGAGGGAUAAACUGUAUCUGGAUGGCAUGAAAGUCAAGCUGGAGAGCACAAAUCCGAGUACAUCAGCAACCCCCGUAUCUCGAGACCCUUCUCCCGAAAUUGGUAAUUUUAUGGAAGUGGACUAUAUCGACAAUUUUCUUGGCGCGUCAUCAGAGAUGGAAGAUGACCCACCCCCCAAGGCAUCAAAAUACAACUAUCCGUACGUGAAGGAGGAUUAUAACGGGGCUGGAAGAGCAUUUGGAACAGGCCUUACAUUCAUGGAUCAGCUCAAACAGGAUCAAUUCGAACCCCAGCGGGCGGAAAAUUUGUACUAUCCUUUUGCCUCGAAAGAUGAAUGGGAGCUCUCCCUGUUCCUACUUCGCUCUGACAUGAGCGUAGGAAUGCUGAAUGAUUUUUUGAAACUUGAACUGAUAAAAAAACUCAACUUGUCCUACAAGUCGGCAAAAGAUCUACGCAACCGGGCAGAGAUCCUUCCCUCUGGUCCGCAGUGGAAGAGUCAAACGAUCAUACCAGAAAUACCAAGCAAAAAUCAGCUAACGCUUUUUUACCGCGAUGGAUUGGAAUGUAUCAAGGCGCUUCUCAUCAGUCCCUUGCUCCAAGAUAGCAUGCACUUUAGCCCAUUCAAGCUCUUCGACAAGUGCAACGAGAUGAUGCGGGUAUACACUGAGUGGUUUAGCGGUGACAUUGCGCAUUUUAUGCAGUAUAACAAGGUUCCCAAGGACCAGCUCCCAAAAGGAGCAACACUUAUACCUCCUAUUAUUUCCACGGAUAAAACCAACAUUUCCAACAUGACCGGAGGCCGUGUCGCCUACCCUGGCCUUAUCAGCAUUGCCAACAUAAUGAUGAACUUUCUUCAUCGCUCCAAAGCUGUGAAUGGGAUGAUGGCAGCACGGCUAUAUCACCAGUGCAUGGACAUUGCUCUAGAAUCGGUCAAACAAACUGCGAGGGUGGGAACCACCAUGGCAGAUGCAUUGGGGAAUAAUCGUUUCUGCUUUACACCGCUUGCUGCCCUUAUCGUUGAUACUCCAGAAUCUGCUCUGGCGGCUUGCGUCGCAGGAUCCACAUCCUCUGUGACGUUGGCACAAUACGAGACGUUUGGGGAUUCCUUUCGCCACCCUUCCCGAACUGCAGAUCAUACAAUCAACACCAUCAUGGCCAUCAACAAUGUUAAGCCCCCUAAUCAUCUCGAACCAUAUCUAAAAGAAAGCAAAAAGCACCGUCUCAAUGGGGUUCACCUACCGUUUUGGAGAGAUUGGCCCUUGUCUGAUCCUUCUGCAUUCCUUACGCCUGAACCCCUUCAUCACUGGCACAAGAUGUUCUGGGAUCAUGAUGCAAAAUGGUGCAUUGCUGCAGUCGGAGGUUCCGAAUUGGAUUUUCGAUUUUCGAUUUUACAGCACCGCACUGGUUUCCGACACUUCAAGGAAGGGAUUUCUUCCUUGAAACAAGUGACCGGUAGGGAACAUCGGGACGUUCAGCGAUACAUUGUUGCUCUCAUUGCAGACACAGUCAGUACACCCUUUAUCUUAGCCAUCCGGUCUCUGAUGGACUUUCGGUAUCUCGCACAAUCUCAAACAAUCUCCGAGGCAAUGUGUCUCAGAAUUGAGCAGGCACUGCAAGAUUUCCAUGCCAAUAAACAAGCCAUCCUUGACGCGGGAGCACGUCGAGACACGACAGAGCAUGCACAUAUCGAGGUGGUCAAAGCCCCUUCCAGUUCCAGCAAUAAUCAAAGAUACGAGCCUCAAGUUUGUCGAUACCUUGAUCGUCGUGACAAAUUGCGCAAUUUCGAUUUGUUUACAGCUAUACGAGAAAUGAGGAUUGAUUUUCGGGCUAUACACUCUGCAACAAUUACGGAUGAGGAGGAGCAGGAGGAGGGGGAUGAGGGGGAGGAAAACGGCGAGGUUGUGAUGGACACAACGUCAGAACUUCUUUCAACAAUCAUGCCGAUGACAACCUUUCAAUCAGCAAAGUCCAAUCGCAUUGUGGAUUACUUCUACAAAGCUAGUCUCUAUGAGCGUGGCGUAUUGGAAGGCCCAGUCCCCUACAGAACAUUUUCUUGCAGCAAAAACGUUGUUGCCCAUUUAUCUAGGGAUGCUAGUUCCAAAAGAUUGCAUAUCGACGAGGUUGCGAGCAUUUUUAAAAUUCCCGACCUACGACCAGCAAUUGCCGAUUAUGUGUCACUCAUCAAUAAGGAAUCAAAUCCGAGACAGACCAAUUCUCGAGGUUAUCACAUCAAGGGGAUAACUGGCAGGCGUGUUUCUCCUCCCGGUUGUCCGUUGCCGUAUUCAAAACUUGAGGUAUGGCAUAAGGUCCGUAUACAGUCGACUGCGUACCAAUACCCUCAUGAGAUCCUGGAGGCAGUCACACUUAAUGCAUAUCCGCCAUCUAACAAACAUCCUUUUGGAUACUUCGAUUCAGCAAUCAUAAACGUGGAUGAAUCUGAGGAGUGGCCUCGCAGCGGGCUUCAAGGCCAUUCUGUCGUCGACAUUCGUAUUAUUUUUCGCAUUGUCGGAGAGACACCCAGUACUGUGUCUCCCGAUAUUACUGGAAGAUUUCUCGCAUACGUCCAACGUUUUGAGGUUUUAAAUCAGCCACAGUCUCUAGGUUCUGCGAUCCGUGGACCUUACCCAGAGCCAAUAACCGGCAUGUAUAAAUUAAAACGAAGUCAACGUACAGAUAACACCAUUAUGGGUGGAAUUUUACCAUUGAAUCAAAUACGCUCCCUGGUUGAUCUGGUCCCUCAGAUGGGCGAGAAGGCAAGGCGAAGCCUUACUACACAUAACAGUCAUUCCACUAGCACCGAGUUCCGAUUAAACAAAUAUUUUGACAAAGAACUCUAUUUGGCCCUGUCAUCAUAA